CUGUGUGUGUAACACUGGGGUGUUACCUUGACAACUCAGGGCCCUGUCAGCUCAGUUCCUCCCAUCACCUCUGACAGAUAGAUAGCAGGAAGAGAAAGGAUCCGCACCGUCCCUCAGCAAUUAGUCAAGCUACACAGCUGGUACACACACUUGGGACCGGACAAAAUGAUUCCACUGGCAUGGACACUGUUGACAGUAUUGCUGUGGACAUCAGGUUCGAGCCAUAUCCUGCAGCAAGAACCCGUCAACAGACUCUAUCCCAAGAUCCUCAGCACAGAGGAGAUUGUGUGUGACUGCGCUAACAUCGCUAACAUGUCCUGUGACUCUGUCUACUGGUUCCGCAGUAUUUCCAACCACCGCAGAUCAGAGUUCCUAGGCAAAUGUACCAUUGUACGUCCUACAUAUGGGGCUAAUGUGGACAGCACACGAUUCAAAUUCAUCUCGAAGACCCUGUCAUUUACGCUACGCAUCAUCAAUGUGACAGAAGAGGACACAGGGAUUUAUUCUUGUGUUCUCAAGGGCAGGAAAAACAUAGAAAUGUGGAAGCCUGGGACUCUUCUUCUACCGGGAGUGACCCCUCCAACAUUACCUCCUAAGACAAACCCCAAACCACCAGUCAAGUCAGUCUGUCGCUGCUCUAAGAAGAAUUCUUCACAGGGCUGUGGCUCCUUGGUUCUGUGGCCGUUGGUUGGACUUAUUGCGGCCAUCGCUUUAGCUCUCAUCUGCACACUGUACUACUUCAGCCGGCUCCCCAAAAAAUGUCGGCACCACUUUGUGAAGAGGCGAUAGAUGACCCACACUUCUACAUCUACAGCUCAUAUCUGAAUCAAAUAGCUGGAGUGCUUCACCUGAGCUAACGUCCAGAGGAGCACGAAGAACAUGAAGAUCUCCUCCGCUAACAACAUCCUUGUGCUGAUGUCAGUUUUAUUUACAGCAAAAUGUGCACCAGGCAGAGAAGAGUUAUAUAUUUCAAGAACAGCCACCAUGUAAAAUAGUGUUAGGGAGUGUGAACUGGUUGAAGCAGAGGUGCCAGUUCGCCUCCUGGGCACUGCUGAGGUGCCGUUGAGCAAGGCACCAAACCCCUAACACCUUACGGCUCGGGGCGCCUGUCCAUGGGCAGCCCCGUCACUCUAACAUCGCUCCAUUUAAUGCAUGUGUAUAGUUCCUGUUUGCAUAUGUGUGUAUAUUUCGGGCCUGGGUGUGUGUAAUGUGCAUAAAAAGUGAGACAUUUGAAUUUCCCCCAAGAGAUAAAUAAAUUAUGUCUUCUUCUUCUUCUUCUUCUUCUUCUUCUUCUUCUUCUUCUUCUUCUUCUUCUUCUAUUUACUUUAUUUUGUUACAUAUAUUACAAAACAGCUCAAUAGCUUCACCACGUUUAAUUUUUAUAAGCUCUGUGUUGUAACUUCCAAUCUAUAAUACUUUUUGAUUUGUCAAUAUGCAGAUGACAUCAUCAUUUAACCGGGUGUUUUUUUAAUUUCAGCAGAUCUAUGAUCUGUAGCUUUGGGUUUUAGAUUAUUAUUAUUAUUAAACCAAAACCAAACUGCUCAGUAUGUUUUUCUCAAAGCCCACACCUAAUUUGUUUAUUUAUAUACAAAACACAUAAACCUCUAAACAGCUACAUGGAAAUACAAUAUAUGUUUAUUUGCUUUUAGUUAUUUUUUCGGUAUUUAUGGUGUAUUUUUGUCAUUCAUAGUAUUGUCAAGCGUUUUGUUUUGAACUACACUGUAAAGGGGGUUUUCUGUGAGCAUAAUUCUGUUUAAUCAAUAAAAUUGUAUAUUUUCAA
Molecule: messenger RNA, 1780 nt
Organism: Etheostoma spectabile (orangethroat darter)
Lineage: Eukaryota; Metazoa; Chordata; Actinopteri; Perciformes; Percidae
Gene: cd8b
Product: cd8 beta
Exons: 7
Coding region: 166-789 (207 amino acids)
Biological process (GO): regulation of immune response
Cellular component (GO): cell surface
Molecular function (GO): MHC class I protein binding; coreceptor activity
Source: RefSeq, a predicted model, not a curated record